AAAAAAACUUUUUACACAGUAUAUUCUGCUCAUAAAGAGCUACUGAAAACAAAUAAAACCACCUAAGCAAACUUCCUUUAAAAAAGAUGUUACCGGGGUUGGGGAUUUAGCUCAGUGGUAGAGCACUUGCCUAGCAAGCACAAGGCCCUGGGUUCGGUCCUCAGCUCCGGGGGAAAAAAAAAAUGUAAAAAAGAUGUUACCAUAAAAUUAAGACAAUUUCAUUUUUAAGUUAAGUAAGUUAAUUUUUAAAAAACCACAACCUAAUUAAAAAUUGUAAAAAGUCUCGUAUUUAUAGACAUGUAUAGUCAUCUAUAAAGGAGAUGCAAAACUGAUAUUAACACAUGCAUGAAUGCUUAUCAUAAAUCUGAGGAUAAGGUAAGUUAAAAGCAUCUGUUCCCACUUCAUUCUUAAUGCUAUCAUCGAAAAAAGAGAAAUUAACCAACUGGAACCCCAACUCAGCUGAUGAGAUUGGUGAAAAUGAUUUGGAAAACUGCUUAGCAUAUCCUGAAAGCAUCCCAUAAGUCUAACAAUUCUUCACCUGUUUAUAUAUCCAAGAUAAAUGGCAUAAAAUAACUGUACUCUCAAGCGUGUCCAUGCUUCUUUCUAGCUAUGCUAUUCAUAAGAACAGAAAGGGAAACAACCUAGGGCUUGAGUGACGGCUCAGUGUUUAAAAGUGGUUAAUUAAGGCUGCUUUCCCUCUUGAAACUUAGAAUCCAUUGUGGGAUGACUCAUUGGUCUGUUUUCAAUAUCAUGUCCCAAAGAGAUACAGAGAAAUGAGGAGAUCUAGCAAGACUGGGAAGGAGUCAACCUGAGGAGCUGUGCUGACAUUGCUGACACUACACUGUAGUUUCAGCGUUUUGGAAAGUUUAAGUUGGAGGAGUCUAAAUUCAAGGCUAGCCUAGACAAUUCAGUGAGAACCUCCUUCAAAAUAAAAACUUAGAGAUGGCUGGAAAUGCAUCUGAGUGGUAGAAUUCUUGUACAGCAUGUACAUGGCCCAAGUUCAACCCCAAUAUCACAUGGUACUGUAACAGUCUCAUUUCAGUUGUGAUAAAAUAUGACACAAGCUGAUUUGGACAAUCACUGAGAUUCCCUACCCAGGUGAUUCUUCGUCACAUCAAAUUGAUAAUAAAAACUAAACAUCAAAACAAUUACAGCAGUACCAUCUAAGGUUAUAACCUUAGAUCACAGAGCACCAUUACUAAUGCAAGAGUUAGAAAUACUAUGAAAAUUUAAGAAUGUGACACAAAGCCAGGAAGUGAUCACACUGUAAAAGAGACACCUGUAGAUUUGCUCAAUCCAUGAAUACCUCAAAGCUUUGAAAAAAAAGAAAGCAGUAUUUGUGAAAGGUAAUAAAGCAAAAGACAAUAAAAAGUCAUUUAUGCUUAUACAAAGUAGACGGGUAAAAUGUGCAGUGGGUCUGGGAAAAGAACAUGAGCUCCCAUGCCCUUUCCAUUCUCCCAUCUCCAUCCCUACGUCCCACAUCUGGGAACACUAGGGCCCUCUUUUGGAGAACACUUUUGAAGAGUCAUUGCACAUGCACAGUCACCCAUAGUUAAGGUUUCUGUUUCUGUGACAAAGCAUCAUGACCAUAGAAGCUUAAGGAUGAAAGGUUUUAUUUCAGCUAACAGUUUGUACUCCGUCAUCCAAAGGAAGUCAGAGCAGCAACUCAACGCAGGAACCUACAGACAAGGACUGAUGGCAGACGCCAUGGAGGAGUUCUGUUUAUGGGCUUGCUACUCAUGAUUUGCUCAGCUUACUUUCUUAUACCAUCCAGGACCACCCAUAUACAUAUACAUACACACAUAAACACACACACACACACACACACACACACACACACACACACACACACACGUAUCUAAAACAUUUAAUUGGGCUUGCUUACACUUUCAGAGAUUAAGUCCAUUAUCGUCAUAGCAGCUCAUAGGUAGACAUGGUACUGGAGAAGCUGAGCAUCUAUACCCAGAUUCAUAGGCAACAGGAAGAGAAAAAGCCUCUGGAGAUGUUUUUUCCAUUGAAGUUCCCUCUUCCAAAGUGAUUCUAGCCUGUUGUUGAGUUGGCAUAAAAACUAGCCACCACAUGUGGAGAAGUGCAACUGGGAAAGAGGAAUCUGAUUUAGUGCUAAUAUGCUAAUAGACCAAGUAAAGAACCCAACAAGAGAAAGGUUUGUCUAGACUCUUGGCCUCUCUCUUCAUCUGCCCUGCUCUGAAUUCAUACGGCAGGACACUUUCUACAAUGGGAGUCCUGUGAUGAAUGUUAAAUGAGGUAAGCCAGAGAACUUUUCUUUGGGGGUCUCACUAAGUUUCCUGUCCUCAAACCCAUGACUUUCCUGCCUUAGCAUCCUGAAGGCCACAGUUAUGAAAUCCAUCACGAUGCCCAACAGAGUUUUACAUCUAUUAUAAGACAACAGGUAAAGGAAGAAUGGGGCUUCCAGCACUUGCUUUGAGAAAGAGAAAUUCCGGUUUCCAAGAGUCAGAUCAUGUGAUGGGAGGCCUCUCAGGGAAUGGGAUUUGUAUGUUACAGCUUAAGGCCAAAGGCCUUCUUCUCUUGGGAAUCCCAGUGUUUGCUCUUAAGGCUGUUGGUUAAUUGGACAUGGUCAUGUAGUUUAUCAAGGCCACUCUACUUAUUUAAAACUACAGAGUGUGCCUCUUAGCUACAUCCUUCAUGUCCUCCACAGCAACUCCUAGGGAAGGGAAGCCCAGGCACCACAGCUGAAUCAAGCUGAAACAUGAAAGUUAAACUCAGAGCAGCACUAUUUCCUUUCUGUUUGUAUUUUUCCUCCUUAACUUUUUUUAAGCUAAUCUGGACAUAUUCCAAAACACUGCUGCUUCUGCUUCAUUUUCCAAAGAAACAGGAUUCUUAGGAACAGCAUGUUCUAAACAUGAGCCCUUCCAGUUGCCCUCCUAGCUGCGAGCUGUGCAGUGGCUCUUGAGAAGAGAACAAAUUCUCUCCCUGGCAAGUAGUAGGUGCUGAGAGCCUCCCCGACCCACUUGCUCUGCUCACAUCUCUCAGGAAAAAUAUUCCUCACUGGGCCCUCACCCAGCUGCUGAGGAGUAGAGCCUCACCACGCUUCCCUUAGUGGUGCUGGGGGCAAGUCAGAGCACAGCAGCUCUAUUUUUAGAAGAAGCAAAACAAGUGAAUGGGCCAAGUAUUACAUGGGAGAAUCUUUGCUUCUCAGAUUUUAAGCUGUAACUUACCACCCACAGAAUUAAACAGGACAAUGCUCUCGUGAAUGCAAGCUGCAACCUGAGAAUCAAGGGUGGGUUCUCUGUGAGAGAACAUCUCAUAGGUGCUUGCAUAAGACUCUUACUGCCCUGGGUCACUUUCCUUGGGAUUUGUAGUCUUGCACAAUGGACAAUCUCUAAUUAUCUUUCCCCCAUUCUUUCCUUUUCCUUUUCCAAAUGUCUUUGGCCGCGCGCGUGUGUGUGCGUGUGUGUGUGUGUGUGUGUGUGUGUGUGUGUGUGUGUGUGUGUUGGGGGAAGGGGAGCAGUGGUGGCAAUGACGUUGCUUUUUGCCUUCUGUGUUUUCAGAUGAACCCAAAUUCUUUAUCUUGAGCUCAAACACCAUUAAUGUAAAAUUUUCAUGAGCAAUUUAGGUGUAAUUGUUAAUAACAAGUAAAGUUGGUGUAUAUAUAUGUGGAAAAACAUUUAUAAAUGAACUGUUCAUUGUUUCAGCAUCUUUUGGGGGAGCAGGUAUGGUGGCAUAUGCCUUUGAUCCUAACAACCGAGGCAGAUGGAUCUUUGUGAAUUCAAGGCCAGCCUGGUCUAUAUAGCAAUUUCUAGUCUAGCCAGAGCUUUGUAGAGAGACAAUAUAUCAAAAAAAUUGUAUUCAGUAAUAUAAAAUCUUAAUGUUAUAUUGUGCUAAAGUUCAUAAAUAUUUAUUAUCUGUCUUGAUCAUUUCUAAAUGAAGAAGAAAGGAAAGAUAUCAGGUUUUAGUAGAACAUCUUAUCUAUCCUUUGAUAAUUCCACAUGUCACCAACAUAUCUUGGCUGUAUAGACCCCUAGCCUCCCCUCACUAUUCUUAGACACCCUAAACUUGUCCCUCUACAUCUAAACUUGUCCCUAUACCUCCUCCAUGCCCUUUCCUUUUUUGUAACUCAUUAAGUCUUAUUAAUACUGCCUUCUGGCCUGUUGAAACAUCAAUUAAUAAGCAUAAGUUGAAGUCAAUAUACUUGGAUAUCUUUUUAUGGUAUAAAAAAAGCAAAUAUAUUAGGGUCUGUGUGUUGAUGAAUAUGGAAAAACUGGACUGGGAGAUGGCUCAGUUAGCAAAGUGCCUAUUGAAUAAACAUGAAGGCGUGAGUUUUGCUCCCUGGCACCAAUGUAAAAGGCAGAAUUGGCAGUUCAUGGGUAUAACCCCAAUGCUGGGGGUAAAGGAAAGUCAACAGGAUCCCUAGAGCUCGUUGACCAAUGAAUCUGGCUAAAUUGGUACACUCCAGGUUCACUGAAAGCUCCAUCCCCAAAGAAUAGGAUGGAAAGCAGUGAAGGAAGACAUUUAAUGCCAACCUCUAAUUCUGUCGUCUGCCGUUCACACAAGUACCCAUGCACUACAUACAUACAAACACCUGUGGGAUCAUAUACAUACAUGUCAUGUAUACACACACACACACACACACACACACACACACAGUUCUGUAUAUUAAAUGGCACUUGUCUGCAGAAUGAUUUUGAAAGUUGCAAAGGAUUAAAAUUCCCUCUCAUAUAUGUGCAAGUCCUUUAUUUUUUAUGAAGCAGGUUGUGCGAUAUGGAACUCGGAGUCUCAUUUUGCAUUCUUCUGAUUCCCACACUUAAAAAUUUAUUUCCCACAGAUAAAUUCAUCAGGUAUGAAUGGAGCUUCUUUGACAAAAGUAACCAAUAGAUUAUUUAGAUCAAAUAGACUCCUUGUCUGGCUCUUUGAUCUACUCAAUUUUAGAGGUUUAUGCAUAUCCUAGCCAAGGAGUGUGCUCCAACUCUUCAUAUUACCCUCCUGGGGGCUGGAGAAAUGACUCAGCAGUUAAGAGCACUGACUGCUCUCCAGAAGUCCUGAGUUCAAUUCUCAGCAACCAUAUUGUGGCUCACAACCAUCUGUAAUGGUAUCUGGUGCCCUCUUCUGAUAGGUCUGAGGAUGGCUACAGCAUACUCAUAUAUAUGUAUGCAUAAUACAUACCUUUAAAAAAAUAUUACCCCCCCUGAGAACCAUAACAGAAAUGUUAGAUACUGAGUCUUAACCUGGAUUCCUUUGGUUGUGGUGCAGCAAGCUAGGCAUGAUCUCCAAGCUGGCCUUUGGUGAUCACUAUGUUGAUGGUCCCUCUGAAAACUCCUGGUUUGUGAUCCUUUGAUUCAAUGAGCAUAUGCUUAGUGUAGACCAAUGAUCCACCAGGAGCCUUGAAGGUCAUUUACAGGCUGCCUGCACUGUACAGCCUAUCUGGAUCAUUUACUGGACACUCAGCCAUCCAGAGGCAUAUCCUGCCUGCAGAUUUUAUCUCCCAAGUUGAAAUUUCUUUUAAAGACAAGCAGCAGUGCUCAAACUUUGGAACAUGGUCCUAUCCCUCUCAGCAUACUGUAGGAUCCAACCUACUGAGCCCAAGAGGAAGAGAGAGAAUGGCUUAUGGGGGAGGUAUCAUGCUCUGAACAUUGCUGUCUUCCAUUACAAGGCUACCCAUUCUGACCUGCGAAGAGAAGUAAUGACUUCAGGGGACAGUGUUUGGUUAAAUGUGAGAACUCUAAACUUUUACUAAAGAGCCUUUAUCUCAUUGGCAGAGGGGUAAAUUUCCUAAACAGAACUCCAAUGGCUCAGGCUCUAAGAUCAAGAAUCAAUAAAUGGGAUUUCAUGAAACUGGAAAGCUUCUGUAAGGCAAAGGACAUAGUCAAUAGGACAGUCCGGCAACCUACAAAUUAGGAAAAAAAAAAAAAAAACCUUCACUAACCCCAUAUCCUAUAGAGGGCUAAUAUCCAAAAUAUAUAAAGAACUCAAGAAACUAACCACCAGGAAACCAAACAAACCAAUCAAAAACUGGGGUAUAGAACUAAACCGAGAAUUCACAACAGAGGAAUCUCCAGUGGCUGAUAAGCACCCAAAGAAAUGUUCAAAGUCCUUAGUGAUCAGGGAAAUGCAAAUCAAAACAACCCUGAGAUUCCACCUUACACCAAUCAGAAUGGCUAAGAUCAAACCCUCAGGUGACAGCACAUGUUGGCCAGGUUGUGGAGAAAGAGGAACACUACUCCAUUACUGGUAGUAUUACAACCACUCUGGAAAUCAAUCUGGAGGUUCCUCAGAAAAUUGGAUAUAUAUCUACCUGAAGACCCAGCUAUACCACUCUUGGGCAUAUAUCCAAAUGAUGUACCACCAUGCCACAGGGACACAUGUUCCACUAUGUUCAUAGCAGCCUUAUUUGUGAUAGCCAGAAGCUGAAAAUAUUUCAGAUGUCUCACAAUGGAAGAAUGGAUACAGAAAAUGUGGUUCAUUUUCAUAAUGGAAUACUUCUCAGCUAUUAAGAACAAGGAUAUCAUGAGUUUUGCAGGCAAAUGUAUAGAACUAGAGAAUAUCAUCCUGUGUGAGGUAACCCAGACCCAAAAUGAUAUGCAUGGUAUGUACUCUUAAUAAGUGGAUAUUAACCAAAAAAGUACAGAAUACCCAGGAUACAAUUCACAGAGCUCAAGAAGGUUAACAAGCUGAAGGGCCCAAGUGAGGAUGCCUCAAUCUCACUUUGGAGGGAGAAGAAAGCAAUCACAGGUUGGGGGUAGGGGGUGACCUGAGUGGAAAAGGGGACAGGGAGGGGAAAACAGGAACAUGAUCAGAUAUUGGGGGGGUGGACAGUACUGAAGCCCAGGGCCAGCAGAAUGAAUUGACACUAGCAACCUCAGGGGUGGGAGGUGUGGGGACCCUCUACAAUGUACCAGGGAACUGGGAAGUGAGAGGCUGUCCAGACUCAAAGGGAGGGACCUUAGAUGAAAUGCCCUGCAGUGGAAAGAGGGAACUUGUAAAGUCCACCUCCAGUAGAGAGACAGGGCAUCAAGUGAAGCAAUGGGGUUGCCAUCCCAUAGUCAAAAACUUUGACCCACAAUUGUUCCUGUCUGAAAGAACUGCAGGGAUGGAACUGGAGAAGAGCCUGAGGGAAAAGAGGUCCAGCAACAGGCCCAAAGUAGGAUCCAGCUCAAGGGGAAGUCCCUAGACCUGACACUAUUACUGACACUAUGCUGUGCUUACAAACAGGUGCCUAGCAUAAAUGCCCUCUGAAAAGCCCAACAAGUAGCUGAAAGACUCAAAUGCAGAUAUUUACACCCAACCAAUGGACAGCAGCUGGUGAUCCCUGUGGUUGAGUUAGAGAAAAGCUAGAAGAAGCUGAGGAAGAAAGUGACCCUUUAGGGAGACCAGCACUCUCAAACUAACCUGGAUCUGUGAGAUCUCUCAGAUGCUUAGUCACGAACCAGGCAGGAUACACCAGAUAAUAUGAGUCCCCCAACACAAAAUACAGCAGAGGACUCAGUGAGAGAUGCACCUAACCCUGAAGAGACUUGAGGCCCCAGGGAGUGGGAAGGUAUGGUGGAGUGGGGUGGGAGUGGGGACAGCCUGUUGGAGACAGGGGUGGCAGGAGGAGGUGUGGGAUGUGGAACAGAGGGCAGACAGGGUGGUAUAGGAUAAGGACUGGAAUGUGAAAAAAAUUAAAGAAUAAAAAAAAAGGGGGCUGGGGAUUUAGCUCAGUGGUAGAGCGCUUACCUAGGAAGCGCAAGGCCCUGGGUUCGGUCCCCAGCUCCGAAAAAAAGAACCAAAAAAAAAAAAAAAAGAAUAAAAAAAAAGAAGAAGAAGAAAAUAGGAGCCAGAGGCUGGGACAGCUGGGGCAACAUUUAAUAAAAGUCUGUUGUUUUUUUUAAAGAAAGAAGAAAACAAAGGAAAAGUAAAGUGAAUUUAGUGUUUAUUUCUAAUUUAUAAAAAGUUUCCUAUGAAAGCUCUCUGAGAAACCAGAGAAAAGGCAAAAGAUCCUAAAUAAGACAAGGAAAAUUGCCUUCCUCUCUUUGGUUUCAGCAUGCCUGCAUCUUUUUUUUCUUUUUUUGGGGGGUGGGGCUGGGGAUGGAACCCAGGACCUUGCGGUUCCUAGGCAAACGCUCUACCACUGAGCCAAAUCCCCAACCCCUGCAUCUUUCAAAUACUUGAUCACAUGGUAAAAAAUUCAUCACAAGUUUACACAUAAAUUCAAAUCAUAAAUUAAAUAGGAAGUUUAUAACGGUGAAUGUUUACAUUCGUAUCCAUUAGUAGUAAUUAUCUGGCUAAACAUUCAUCAACUGUCACAGCCUCAUGGAGAGUUAAAAAUGUAACUAAAUUAUUAAUGAAAUUUUGUAUAGGUAAACCCAGUUAAUAUUUUAUUUUGUCCUAGCACCUAUAAAAAAAUCAUUAGUUCCCUUUUUAUGACCUUUGGUUAAUAGUUUUACAACCUUUUGGAAUGUGCUCUGCAUAGUAGAAUGUCUAUCUCAGAAGUGACACUAAGUGUUCUGACUAAGUGACUGGCAAAAUUCUCAUUGCAGUUUUGACUAUCAGAAAAAAUUUAAUAGUAUUAUUAAAAGAGCUUAGUAAUUACUAUAAGUUUAGGAAUUCUUACAAGGUCAUCAUUAAGGAUAAAGAAAUCAUCUACUUUUCUACAAUGUAACACUACAAGACAGAACAUCUUUGUAGUUCUGCUUAGAUCUUCUCAAAAUGUUGGGAGGGGGCUAAAAACUAGUGAUUGUUAUAUAUGUAAUAAUAACAGGAAAAGCAUAUUAAUAGUAGAAAUCUUUCUGAAAAUGAUUUUCUGAUGGACCUUGCCUACCAGAGCUCUGUUAUAGAUCCUUAAUCUAAGGUAAAGUCAUCUCAGGAAGAUCACCUGCUAGUUAUUAGCUUGUUGCCUCCUGACAGACUGUGAAGACUCAGGUCUUUAACUUGAAGUGCACUGUAAUGAAUGAAACAUUUGCUGUAGUUAUCUCAGGUCAUUUAGCCACAGACUGUUCUUCACUGGACUCACUACGAGCUUUUCUUUCCCUACAUCUGCUCCCAAACUGAAUGUCCAAAGUGAAGCAUCUCCAAGAAAACUCUAAUACCCACCCAUUCUCCUCUCCUAACCCUCAACUUAAAUCACCCUAUCUGGGACCAAAGAGCUACUCUUUGAAUCCAAAAAAGCAGCGAAGUAUUAUUUUAUUUUUGAUAAAGUAAUGACUCUGUAAGUUAGAAAAUGCAGGCAAGAUUAAGAUAAAAGGAAAAUUCUUUACCUGCUCUAAGAUGCUGACACAAGCACCAAGAGUCAGGUUGCCUUGUCAUUUCUUUACGACCUUUGGGACACCUUAUCUAGAUCAUUGGCCUUAACUCACCACAAAUAUGCCUGCUAAUUUGAGACCAAGUGUGUCCAACUGUAGCAUUAAAAACAAUGAAUGACCAGUCCAGGCACAAACCCACCCAGACAUAUUAUACUUCUAUUUUAAUAAAUCUCAUAGUUAUCUCUUCACUGAAUCCACUGCCUGUGGCAUUGGGAAAAUAGGUUUCAACCUAAACUUUUGGCCAGAAUUCAUCUGUUCUGUGAUGGCACUUGAGAAAGAACUUAGCUUGGUUAAGAAGAGCCAAUGUGAAGAUCUUUUCCCCAUCUGUAGUUGCUGUUUUGUCCUACUGACAGUGUCCUUUGCCUUACAGAAACUUCAGUUUCAUCAGGUUUCAUUUGUCAAUUGAUGAUCUUAGAACCUGAGUCAUUCCCCCUGUGCCAAUGGAUUUGAGACUCUCCCCCCUUUCUUUUCUUUUAAAUUCAGUUUAUCUGGUUUUAUGUAGAGGUCCUUGAUCCACUGGGACCUGAGCUUUCUACAACCCAGGUCCCCAGAGCUCCCAGAGACUGAGCUAUCAACAAAAGAGCAUAAAAGAGCUGGUCCAUGGCCUCUGGCACAUGUGGAGCUGAGGACUGCUUUGUCUGGCCUCAUUGAGAGAGGAUGUGCCUAAUCCUGUAGAGACUUGAUGCCCCAGGAAAGGGGAAUGUGGGAGGGGAUGUGGGGUGUGGGUGAUUGUGUGAGGGGGAAUAGGAGAUGGGGGAGCACCAUCUCAGAGGCAAAAGGGAGGAAGGGAUAAGAACUAUGAGAGAUGGAACCAGGAAGGUGGCAACAUUUGAAAUGUAAAUAAAUAAAACAAAUUUUAAAUAAAUCAAUCAAUCAAUUAACUAACUAAAAAUAAAAGAGAAUAGCUGAUGUACCUAGAAUAGUAAAGAAGGCAGAAAACAGACAGUAUCUGUGUCUGGUCCCUCAAAAGGAAGUGUGAGCCCCAUCAUGGGUUUCCUGUGGACAUUUCCAAAACAAGUGCCACUGCUGGACACUUGGGGUCAGUCUCUAAAUAACACAAGCCAAAGAAAUGGAAAUUGGCUGUGUUAAUGGAAACUGCUUCAACAGAUCCAAAAAGGGCUCUGAAUGGAAUCAUUUCCAGGAGAAGGGAGCCAUUGUCUAGGCCUGUAGAGCCAUUAAAAAAGAGGAAAAGACCACAAUGGCUACAUUGGCCAAGUUUAAAUAGAAUGUUUUAGAACCAGAAGCAGUAAACACUGCCCGAAAACAGAGAGAAAAUUCUGAGAACAUUGUGUACUGUGGACAUACUGUGGUUUGAGGCUGGAAUGAAUAUCCCAAAAACAACUCUGCAAAUAAAGCUUUCAGGACAGAGCAGCAUUGGGAAUGACUGGGAAAGAAAGCUUUUAGGGUCUCAGCUUUGCUUGUGCCUUAUUUCAAGUGAAACUAGAUUUGUUUCUAAUAAAGAAAGAGCUCAGAACACAUUCUGACACUGGAGAGGAGACAGGAGGGUGGGCAUGUUUUAUUAGCCAACAGUUACAAGGUGCUGUGAAAGAUUACACAGUGUUUAAAUUCGGCAUCAACCCAUGUCACAGGAGAGGAACAAGGUCUAAGCAAAGGCUAAGAACUUUUCAAUAGGCAAACUUUUCAAUAAAUAACCCCACCCUACACCAUCAGUCUCUUUUGCUUUUUCUUCAGAUUUAGUCCAGGCAUCCCCAGACCAAAAAAAAAAAAUAAAUAAAAAAUAAAAAAAAAAAUCUGCCUGAUCAUUGAAAGCCGCAGAACCAAGCAGCCAGUGACUAAAAAUUCUAAAACUGUGGGUCAAAUGAGUCUUCCCUCUUUCUAAGGCAUGUGUGUGUGUGUUUUUUUUUUCACAGCAGAGAGGUGAGCAACACAGACCCUUCCAAAGAGACCAUUCAGGUUUAGUUACCCAGAAGUUGUUUUCUUGAGCUCUAACCUCAACCUGAACUAGACCAAGAAUCUGAACUCAAAGCCACAUGACAAUGUGUGAGUCUAUUUCUGAACCUGCGGCACUCACAGCAUCCUGGGAAACCAAUGGUGCCUGAAUCAUAAAACUCUCUGACUCCUGCUCAUUUCUGCACAUCCAUCUUGCAGCUAAGAUAUUUUGGAGCCAUGAUCAUCUCAUUGGCCACCAACUUGAUGAUCAUUAUCAUAACCGGGCUUGAUACACUAGAGACAAUUUCCCGCUAAUCAGCGAUAGCACCAUUGUGGCAGAAACCUUCCCCUAAUGAAUUAAGAUUUCAAGGAACCAAUCACUGAGGAAGUAGGCAGGACUUCAGGGUGGAGAGGGGAAGAGGUAAAGCAGGAGAAAAGAUAGGGUUUUCGGGGUGGGAGACGAGCAUGGAGGCCAAAAUGUAGGUAGUGGAGGUCCCCAGCUCAGGUGGUGGAUCCGUUGGGAUCUGCUAUCGGAGGAUUUAAGUUAGAAGGGCUUACAAAUAGGGUGCUAGUUCCUACGACAGCAAUUGUGUUACCUGUUGACUCUAAACUAAGUUUGUGUGGUGUUUCCCUUCACGCAGUGACUCAACUGGGUUCCGGAGAGAAAGGUACUGCAGCAAAGCGUGGAUUUUCAAGAAGCCCACCUCAAAAGGCUGUGGGAAUUUGGAAGCAUGUGGCACUGACCCACCAUGGGAACUUAGCAAGCCAGGUGGAGAGAUUUCGGAGCUCCGGGUCAAAGAGUCUGAUAGGCUGAGGGGGGAAGAUGGCUCUGCUCUGGACAAUAUUACUGACUCUCUUGGGUAUCUACAUCCAAGGAGCUCACACAUGGUGUUCGGAAACGGAUAAACUCUACAUUGAUCAAGCAGUCAGUGACCCUGACACAGUGAAGUUUGCUUUGAGUGAAUUCAACAAGCAGAGCAAGGAUGAAUAUGCCUACAGGCUGAUACACAUCAUGAGUUUCUUUAAAGUACAGGAAGAACCACCACAAACUUUCUUCAUGAAGCUGAGGCUGACAAGAACCAUCUGUAAGAAAUUCGAGAAAAGCCUAGACACCUGUCCCUUACCUGAACUGGAAUAUGUUCUCAUCUGUUCCUUCAGCAUCAGCAGCCCAGGCUCAAAACAGUUCAAUCUGUUGAAGAUGACUUGUUCUGAGGGACUUCUCUGACUGAGAUCCACCACAAGGAUCUACAUACAGCACUGAUCCAGGCCUGCUCCUUUUUCUAAAGAUACCUGCCAUUUACAGGAAUCAGCAAUUACAGGCUUAAGAAGCUCUGCAAGUGUCUGUGCUUUCAUGUCCUGGCAUUUUAGAAAUGUUCCGCUACACAGAUUCAUCACAUAGAUUAGAUCUUUAGACACCAGCACGCAAUAAGAUUUGUGGGCUCUGGGCAUGAGUCUGGACGCCGAGCACUUGGUGGAGUAAUCUCAGCAAGGUACCUUAGUGGCCAUCCUUGCAGACCAAGAGCUGUCCCAGAUACUACCAUUAAGGUCCAUCUGAGCUCUGGUCUCAUGACACAUAUGGUCAGAGAUAUGAAUGAUUGUUACCUGUCCCCCCUACCAGGGCAUCACAUGUACAUUGUCUUUGCUCUUGAGGACAUUCCUCACGUAUCUCUUCCCAGGUCUCUGAAGUUGGUACGUGGAGGUUGGACUGUAGCCUCACUCUUCAGGGAGUGGUUCCCCAACAAAGAACAGCAGCGGCAUCUGUUUGGCACCAAUUAGUAAUGGAAAACACUAGAAACUUCUGCCCUCAGAAAGGGAACCAAAUCUAAUAAUCUUAUUUGAGAAACACUGAUAAACCAGAAGAUCACUAAGUCCCAUCUGAGAUGUCUGUACCAGGGUCCAGCACAUGCUCCAAAGAAGCUAGAGAAUAACUAUUCUGACAUUUUGGAGUAUUUGGAUAUCUAUGUCAACCAUUUCCAGUUUGCCUUUGUUUCUUGUCAGUCACAGACUAUGUGGAAACUGAUGAGUGGCAGGGUUUCAAUAAGACUGUUAAAAAGUAAGUAGUGACCACUUUAGCCUUUGACCAUAGUUGCCCAUCUCUGACACUAAGAGACCCUUACUGUGCACCUGGUGCCUGGUGUUUGCAAGUGCUGAUUCCAUCUAAAGCAUCAGCACUUCCCCGAUCUGUGUCAGGGCAUGGCAGAAAAGAAUCCCAUCAGCAGGCCAUUUAUACAAUGCAGGUGUAGAAAGAUUAAGUCUGAGAGCCACAUACUACCAUGGAGAAGGAAGCAAAUAUCAGGCUGCCAACUUCAGGCCACCCAAUUCCACUGAAAAUAUCAUAUUAAUCACCAAGUUUUCUAGGAGGCUAAAGAGUUCGAUGAGCUGUAUUCUGGACUCCAUACUCUCUACAUUAAAUAAUAUACUCUUCAGAUAAUACUUAAGAUUCCUUUCCAUGGGACUGGAGAGAUGGCUUAGCCAUUAAAGGAUACAUUCACAACCAAGAGUGUAAGAUUCCUUUCCAUGGAUAUGUCUUCACUAUUUGUCUGUACCUGCUGUGGUGGUUUGAAUAAGAGCGGCCCCUAUAGGGUUCACAUAUUUGAAUGCUUACUCACCAAAGAGUGCAACUGUUUGAUAGAAUUAGAAAGACUAGAAGGUAAUGACUUUUUUGAAGUAGCUAUGCCUUACUCUCUCCCUCUCCCCCACUUUCACUGCCUGUGAAUCUUCAGGAUGUAGCUUUCAACUACUUCUCCAGCAUCAUUCCUUACAUGUCUCUUGCUGUGCUCCCUAGCAUGAUGAAAGUAGAUUAAGCUUCUGAAACUCUAAGCAAUCCCCCAAUUAAAUGCUUCCUCCUAUAA
Molecule: messenger RNA, 13999 nt
Organism: Rattus norvegicus (Norway rat)
Lineage: Eukaryota; Metazoa; Chordata; Mammalia; Rodentia; Muridae
Source: RefSeq, a predicted model, not a curated record